AUGUUGGGCUGCGGCCUCGAGAGGGUCCCGCACGGCCCCGUGUGCUCCCCCCGAGCCCUGUCGUGCGGAACUUCGCGAGCCAAUCAGCUUCUCGAGCUCAUGAUUGACCGCUAUUUUGGCGUAUCAUUACUCGCGAUCCUCCCUCUCUCUGUCUGGAUUGGGGGCCAUCAAGUGCCGCUCCUCCUGGUCAAACGGCCGCGGGAUCGGCACGCCACGUCCCAGGGUAACCCAGCGUGUGUCUCCUUUCAUCCCCACAGGGAUUUCCUUCCCCGCGGCUCCGGCAUCGUCACCCGGCGGCCGCUCAUCCUGCAGCUCAUCUUCUCCAAGACAGAAUAUGCUGAGUUUUUGCACUGCAAAUCCAAAAAGUUCACGGAUUUCGAUGAGGUGCGGCAGGAGAUCGAAGCGGAGACCGACCGGGUGACGGGCACCAACAAGGGCAUCUCCCCCAUCCCCAUCAACCUCCGCGUCUACUCGCCGCACGUGCUGAACCUGACGCUGAUCGACCUGCCCGGGAUCACCAAGGUGCCGGUGGGUGACCAGCCACAGGACAUCGAGUACCAGAUCCGCGACAUGAUCCUGCAGUUCAUCGGCCGCGAGAGCAGCCUCAUCCUGGCCGUCACCCCCGCCAACAUGGACCUGGCCAACUCGGACGCGCUCAAGAUGGCCAAGGAGGUGGAUCCGCAGGGCCUGCGGACCAUCGGUGUGAUCACCAAACUGGACCUGAUGGACGAGGGCACCGACGCCCGGGACGUGCUGGAGAACAAGCUGCUGCCGCUGCGCAGAGGUACGGGGAGCGCGCCGUUCUGUGAUCUUUAAGGACCCUUUCCACCC
This is a messenger RNA of Numida meleagris (helmeted guineafowl), 831 nucleotides long. Its product is annotated as dynamin-2-like. NCBI's taxonomy places the organism in Eukaryota, Metazoa, Chordata, Aves, Galliformes, Numididae. Gene Ontology annotation, molecular function: GTP binding; GTPase activity; microtubule binding. Gene Ontology annotation, cellular component: cytoplasm; membrane; microtubule. The transcript is spliced from 6 exons. The record is from RefSeq and is a predicted model, not a curated record. Bases 1 to 816 code for a protein of 271 amino acids.